Jaculus jaculus (lesser Egyptian jerboa) is the source of this 3202-nucleotide messenger RNA. RefSeq names its product 5'-nucleotidase, cytosolic IA (gene Nt5c1a). Bases 15 to 1112 code for a protein of 365 amino acids. The record is from RefSeq and is a predicted model, not a curated record. The transcript has 6 exons. Gene Ontology annotation, cellular component: cytoplasm; cytosol. Lineage: Eukaryota; Metazoa; Chordata; Mammalia; Rodentia; Dipodidae. Gene Ontology annotation, biological process: nucleotide metabolic process; adenosine metabolic process. Gene Ontology annotation, molecular function: nucleotide binding; 5'-nucleotidase activity; magnesium ion binding.
GGGCGAGCCGGAGCAUGGAAGCCGGGCAGCCCCGGGAGGCCCGUGAACCCGGGCCCCGGCCCGAGACCGCCUCGGCGGUGCGCUGGGAGGAGGCCAAGACUUUCUACGACAACCUCACGCCCAAGAAGAAACCCAAAUCGCCCAAGCCUCAGAAUGCAGUGACCAUUGCUGUGUCCUCCAGAGCCCUGUUCCGCAUGGAAGAGGAGCAGCGCAUCUACACGGAGCAGGGCGUGGAGGAGUACGUGCGCUACCAGCUGGAGCAUGAGAAUGAGCCGUUCAGCCCUGGACCAGCCUUCCCCUUUGUGAAGGCCCUGGAGGCUGUGAACAAGCGGCUUCGGGAGCUAUACCCUGAUAGCGAGGACGUCUUCGACAUUGUCCUCAUGACCAACAACCACGCUCAAGUGGGGGUCCGCCUCAUCAACAGUAUCAACCACUAUGACCUGUUCAUAGAGCGAUUCUGCAUGACAGGUGGGAACAGCCCCAUCUGCUACCUCAAGGCCUAUCACACCAACCUCUACUUGUCAGCUGAUGCAGAAAAAGUGCGAGAAGCCAUUGACGAGGGGAUCGCAGCUGCCACCAUCUUCAGCCCCAGCAAGGAUGUGGCUGUGUCCCAGAGUCAGCUCCGCGUGGCCUUUGAUGGGGAUGCCGUUCUCUUCUCCGACGAGUCAGAGCGCAUCGUCAAGGCCCAUGGGCUGGACAGAUUCUUUGAGCAUGAGAAGGCCCACGAGAACAAACCUUUGGCCCAGGGCCCCCUGAAGGGCUUUCUAGAGGCCCUGGGUAGACUUCAGAAGAAAUUCUACUCCAAGGGCCUGCGGCUGGAGUGCCCAAUUCGCACCUACCUGGUGACAGCCCGAAGCGCAGCCAGUUCUGGGGCCCGGGCUCUCAAGACCCUGCGCAGCUGGGGCCUGGAGACGGAUGAGGCCUUAUUCCUGGCUGGAGCACCCAAAGGCCCCCUCCUUGAGAAGAUCCGCCCACACAUCUUCUUUGAUGACCAGAUGUUCCACGUGGCCGGGGCUCAGGAGAUGGGCACCAUCGCUGCCCACGUGCCUUAUGGUGUGGCACAGACACCCCGGAGGGCUGCGCCUGCAAAGCAGGCCCCAGCUGCACAGUAGCUGCAUCGCCUCGAUCCAGGCUCCCUGUCACACUUCAGCGCCCUUUUCGGUGAACCCUCUAGUCCCUGCCACCCUUCUGCAUGCUGCCGUCAUCCCUCUGCAUGAGGUACUCGUGGGAAAUUUCCUCUUGAAUUUUGAAGGCAGAGCUGCCACGUUCACCAUCCGUCCUGGGCAAACGCUGCCAUGAGAUUGGCAAGCACAGAAGAACUGUGCAGAGUAGCUGGGUUUCAGAAUAAGAGAGAGAGAGAGAGGGAGGGCUGGGAGGGUCAGAGAAACUAGAAGGCCAAGGACUUGGAAUGAAAACUGUGAGAGAGGGUAGAUCUGACAUCAAAGCUCUGCCCUGGUAUGAACUUCACGACACAAGUCCUCCCCCUUCAUGAAUCUCAGUUUCCCCAUCUUUUAGUUGGUUUUCAGACCAUCCUAUAGCCAGGGGAGCUUGGUUUGAUGCCAUUGCAGGUUAAAACGAUCAUCCUGGUUCAUGGCUGUUAGUACACAUGGCAUCAGUGCAAAUUAUAAGACACCCUGUCUAGAUGAAUGAACAACUGAAAGAUGGCCCUUCCUCUAGCCUGACCCAGGAUGUCGGGUGGAUUUCAGCACCAUCCCCCCUUGCCCAGAAGCCCACCAUGUGGGUACUUUGCAUAAUCCUCCACAGCUGCCAGUUUUAGAACUUCCCAUGACUGGAAACAACUGUGAUUUGCUAACCUGAGCCAUGGAGGUUCAGCUGCCAGGCAAAGUAACCUUUGCCUAAAGGAGUGGGGAAUGUAGCCCGCAUGCGAAUCCUCCUACCAGCAGGGGCCACUGCAGACUCUGACUUGGUUGGGGCCCUUUGGUGACCGCCAGCUCAGGGUUUCCAUUGCUUCAGCCUUUAGCCAAAGUUCAGUCGUUCUGCCUGCUAAGCCCCUCAGCUCAGCCCUGGGUCUUCCAGUCACUGCAACUGGCCAUGCUGUAGGAGAAUUGUGGGGAGUAAGCAGCUUGAAGUAAGAGUCAGGCAGAGCCUGAGGGUUAAAAGUUACUACAGGGGGAAGUGAAAAGUGUCCGGUCUGAUCUGAGACCCGAAGCGCCAAGGCAGUGAUGGCUUAGAGAGGAACAAGCAGAGGUACCCAAGCAAGACUCGGCUGGGCAUGGUGAGCUACCCUGGUAAUAAUCUCCCUGGGGUGCUGUGCAAGGGAUACUGGGAUGAGGCAACCUCCGUGAGGUACACUAGUAAUUCCUCUACCCUUGCAUGAACCCUGGAGCCCCUUCCUUCCUGCCUUCUGAGGAGCAUCUUCCAACAUGAUGGCCAGCUUCCACUGCCAUCCCCGCACCCUCCUAGAAGCAGGAGUGGCCAGUCCCCCAGGGCGACAAGAAGAGAUAAGCAGGCAUUGUGUGUACACUGAUGAUCGAUCUCUCACAUGGAUCCUAGCUGCGAGCAGGCACUCGGUGAGGAAACUCAGAGGCAUCAUUAGACGGGGUAGGAGCCUGGAGGUGUGGGGAAGGGCAACGUGGGGACUCUUCUGUCCUUCUAGGCACUUUACCCAGAGUCUGAAUAAGUACAUGUUCUGGCUGGUGUGGCUCAGAGUAACAGCUGUAGGAAGGUAGGAAAAAGAAGACCCAAGAGCUUCUGAACAUAAGCACCUGUUUUGGCCAGGAGUGCUGGACUGGGCUUGCGCUGGGUGUCUGAGCUGUGCAGGGAGGCUGUUCCCUGAAGGAGGAGCUGACUGUGAGGCGGACACAGACUUUGGCCUCCUUCCCAGGCCACUGGCAUCGUUGCACCCAGGAAAGCGUGGCACAAAGGUGUUCUCAUGCAAGGUCAUUGCCAUCACCUAGCCAGGGCCCUUCUGGACAGCAGAGUAGCCCUGAGGCAGGAGGUCUGAUAAUGAGCCUUUUCUACAGAGAUACUGUGUGACCUAAGAAAGGUGCAAGGAUACCAAAAGAGAUGGAUCUCAGCCUCAGGAUCACCUUACAUCUCGACUGGAGCCCUCUGCCCUGGGGUCACAAUUACCCCUUGAAUGAGCCCAUGAGGCUCUCAGAGCCCCCGCUCACAGACUAUCACUAGGCUGCCCAGCCAGGGUGAACCCAGACACUGAGGGCAACACCAGACAUUACCUAAU